Annulohypoxylon maeteangense is the source of this 2481-nucleotide messenger RNA. RefSeq lists its product as uncharacterized. The record is from RefSeq and is a predicted model, not a curated record. The coding region runs from base 93 to 2393 and encodes 766 amino acids. NCBI's taxonomy places the organism in Eukaryota, Fungi, Ascomycota, Sordariomycetes, Xylariales, Hypoxylaceae. The transcript has 3 exons.
AUAAAACAAAACAUAAAAACGUCAUCGGCUGUACAUAUCCAAUUUUUUGUGCCGAUGGGCUUGUAUAACCAUUCCUGGCUUCCCGAGUCGUCAUGGACGAAUUCUCCGACGACGACUUCGAUACCUUGAAUGCAAAUGCAUUGCAGGAGCUCGAAAAUGGUGCCAUUCAAUUCACCCAAGCACAAAAGAAAUACCCAUCCACUCAAUCCCAACAUCAAGUGGUAGACGAUUUCGAAGACGAUGACCUUGACGAUGCUGUCGUCCAAGAUGAGCUGCACGGAAAUUCCGUCCUACUAUCGGAGAAGACGACCCAAUUGCCAUCUAGAGUAGUUCCUCAGCAACAGCAACAGCAACAGCAACAGCAACAGACAUGGGGAGGUCCAGCGCCUAUUCCUCCUGGCCGUUUUCGUCCUCAGCCUAUUACUUCUUCUUCUCGUCCGCCAAUGCCACCGCCUACUAGCUCUCGUCAACCGCAUCAACAGAUACCUCGUGCUCCGGCCCCAUCAUACAGCCAGAUUCGCCCUCCGCCUCCACUACCCCGACCAUCUCCAUCUAUCCCUCCGCGAUAUCAAGCUUCCCAAGCACAAAGGCCAGCCGGUCCAUCGAACCAAGAAAUUGCUGCGUUGCAAGCCCAGAUAUUAGAUCUAAAAACGAGACUCACCACCAAAGAUGGGGAGAUAGGGAUCGUCCGAAAACGAUUGGAAAAGACGCGCGAGGAACACGAUCGCGAACUCCAAGCAAUAAAGAAACAGGCGGCCGAGCAAGUAGCCAAGCAGGAAAGGGCUCUCGAAGCCGCAAAAGUUGCUCAACAGGCUGCUACUACAGAGCUCCAGUUCACGAAGAGAGACCUCAAGGAUGAGCUGGAUCGAGCUAAGCGUAAGGAUGUUCCUACGACACCCAAGAAGAAUGCUGCUGCAAAGUCGUGGGGGAUAUCAGACGGAUUUGAGGAUGUUGAAAUUGCGACUAGUCCGAGCAAAGGUCAACGUGGUAGAAAUACCGGCGCGGUAGCUAGCGCUGUGGUCGAGCCGCCGGCGAGGUUGACGAGAACGCCGACUAAAGGAAAGAGGAAACGUCCAACUAUUGAUAGUCCCGUGACAGCACUGGAGACUCAUUCGGAGGAUGUUGUGAUGUUAGAUGAUACUAGCGCAAAUGAUAACAGUAGCCCUCAGCCGGUGAACGUCAUACCCAGAGUUGCUGCCUUUGACUAUAUGAAGGUGAUACUCAACCAUAGUUCCUCUCAUGGACGUCCACUAGCUUUCGAGUAUCUGGCUGGUUUCGCGCUUCCCUCGAGACCCACAGAGAGUCUUGCUUCGAUACUCUUCCAGAAACUGGCGGUUAUUGGUGAUCCCCACGAUCCCAUGCGCCUACCAAUAGAAUUUUGCGAGGAGCUUAUUCGGCUCUGGCGUAGCUGCUUGGACGAAAAUUGCCUGGCUCCUAUAAUGGAUUUAGUUUCCUUGAUAUCUCUGACCGUCCAGUUGUAUACUAUCGCCGUCGCACCAUACAUUGCCCCUUCUCUGUUACCGGUCGCUAUGGACUCCUGCUUCGAGGUAGCAAUUCCUAGAUUUUACCAUGAGGGACCUGGUGACCCGCCAAAGGAUACUUGGAAGAACUUCAACGCAAAUAUCUCGACUACGGAGAUUCUCUCGCUGUUAUAUCUAACAGCUUUAGGCUGCGCGGCUUCGCCCCCCGUUGGAGGUGUUACGGACCCUGCAAUCGAUUUUUGGGGCCAGGUUCAGGUAGAGUUUGUCCUUUUACACCUUAGUCAAAAACAUCCGGUAGAGGACUAUCUGGUAAUAUUAAGAUGGCUCUGUACAUCUGUCUUCCCCGAAAGCAUCGGACCAAUCUGUCCUGAUCGGACAGUAGAAGUGGUGGCUGGCGCGUUGAUCGAGCGCAUUUCACAUCAGCUUGUCGAGAAGCCACUUUGGGAUAUCGAUCAGUACAAGCUACGCAGUGUUCGAAACGGGGUACUGCGUACAUUAGCCGCUUUUGCUAGAUCAUCGUUUGGUCUUGCACAGCUUGCCAUUAAUAACUACGCCAUCCCACGCUUAGUCACCUUACUCUCUUCGUGCAUAGACGAGUUAUACGAUGGAGAUAUGCGGUACGAGUCUUCCGAGGACGACGAUUCACAAAAAGAGUUGCAGACAUUGGUGGCACGUUCGGUUCUGCUCUUACAUACAAUCAUCACAAACCCUUUGACUGCGGACUUGGUGGACGUCCCUUCAAAACUAGCGAAACCGACAGGAGCGUCGCAAAAGUAUUUGCUGAGCCUAGGUAGGCUUAAUUUUUCGGAGGAUUUGGUAUCAGAGGAAACGGCGGAACUGGCACAUGAGUUAUUGGAAUUGGCAGUAACCCCUGAAGAGGGUGAGGAGUUGGGUCGGUUCUUUGGGGGGUGAAUUUUUCUUGUCUGGUUAAGCAUCUGAAGAUACCUUAGAUACCAGGCCCGGCGGAAAUUUACACGAGGAUCAUGACAUGAUAAUGCAU